Molecule: messenger RNA, 3171 nt
Organism: Malania oleifera
Lineage: Eukaryota; Viridiplantae; Streptophyta; Magnoliopsida; Santalales; Ximeniaceae
Product: putative respiratory burst oxidase homolog protein J
Exons: 15
Coding region: 23-2572 (849 amino acids)
Cellular component (GO): plasma membrane
Molecular function (GO): peroxidase activity; NAD(P)H oxidase H2O2-forming activity; calcium ion binding
Source: RefSeq, a predicted model, not a curated record
AAGACUAUUUCGGACUUUAACAAUGAAGUCUGUAUUACAACAAGAUGCAGGCAACGGCGGGGAUUCAACGAAAUGGAUUCUUGAGAGCAUUGAGAUUGAUCCCAUGGCAGACAAGCCCCCCAACAAUAGAUUGGAGAGAGCGUUAUCGAGGUGUCCCAGCGAGGAAGAUGGAACCCUCAAGAAGAACACAAGCAAGGGUAGCAGCAGGGUGAGUGCAGUCCAGGGUAUUGCCCCUCUCCCUCCUGGGCCGACCAGGACAAAGUCUCGUGCAUUCAAAGCGCUGUGGAGCAUACGGUUCCUCUCAAGGACAGCCACAGGGAAGGAGGACGAUGCGUGGAGGGUCAUCGAGGGACGAUUUAAACAAUGUGCAGUUGAUGGGAGACUCUUAAGAGACAAAUUUGGAGCCUGCAUUGGGAUGGGAGAUUCGAGGCAAUUCGCAGGGCAGUUAUUUGAUACCUUGGCGAGGCGCAGGAAUGUAAAUGCAGAAAAUGGGCUAACUCUGGUAGAAGUGAGACAGUUUUGGGAGGACAUAACAAGUAAGGACCUGGACUCCCGGCUUCAGAUUUUCUUUGACAUGUGUGACAAGAAUGGUGACGGGAAGUUAUCUGAGGACGAAGUGAAGGAGGUGAUAGUGUUGAGCGCUUUGGAGAACAACCUAACAAAUCUUCAGCAACAAGCAGCAGCACAUGCGGCUUUAAUCAUGGAAGAGCUUGAUCCGGACAAUUUGGGAUAUAUAGAGAUGUGGCAACUAGAAACGCUACUGCGAGGGAUGGUGUGUACCAAGGAAAACAACAAUUUCAUUAGGAAAAGCCAAACACUAACAAGAACCAUGAUCCCCAGAAAAUACAGAAAUCCAGUCAGCAAGUUCCUGCAUAAAACCUUUGAAGUUAUACUUGAUAACUGGAGGAGAAUAUGGGUUGUCACAUUGUGGUUAACUGUCAACUUGAUGCUCUUUUUCUGGAAGUUCAAUGAAUACAGACACAAAGAUACAUUCGAGAUAUUGGGUUAUUGUUCCUGCACUGCCAAGGGUGCUGGCGAGACUCUCAAAUUCAACAUGGCUCUCAUUCUCCUCCCUGUGUGCAGAAGAACUCUUACCAAGCUCAGAUCAACCUUUCUCAGUAAUGCGAUCCCUUUUGACGACAACAUAAAUUUUCACAAGUCAAUUUCACUAGCAAUUGUGAUAGGGACUCUUGUUCAUACAAUCAUGCACGUGGCUUGCAAUUUUCCAAGGCUGGUUUUGUGCCCCGAACUUAUAUUCACAAAAAUUGUUGGACCUUACUUCAAUUACAAGAAGCCAACGUAUGCUUCCCUGCUAGAAAGUACUCCCACAAUAACUGGGAUACUCAUGAUCAUUAUAAUGUCCUACUCCUUCACGCUGGCGAUGCACUCUUUUAGGAGGAAUGUCAUCAAGCUGCCUGGGUCAUUCCACCAUUUGGCAGGGUUUAAUGCUUUCUGGUACGCACACCAUUUGCUGGCCGUGGUUUAUGCCCUCCUGAUUGUUCACGGAUACUUCCUUAUUCUUGUCAAGGAGUGGUACUUAAAGACGACAUGGAUGUAUGUCAUGUUCCCAAUGGCCUUCUAUGCUAGUGAGAGAGCUUUUACGAAAAUUCAUGAUCAUAAUUAUCGUGUCAACAUAGUUAAGGCUACAAUAUAUACAGGAAAUGUCUUGGCACUAUACAUUAGCAAACCUCCAGGAUUCAAAUAUAAAAGUGGAAUGUACCUUUUUGUCAAGUGCCCAGAUAUAUCAACUUUUGAAUGGCACCCCUUCUCCAUCACUUCGGCACCAGGAGAUGACUACUUGAGCAUUCACAUAAGAACUUUAGGAGAUUGGACAAAUGAGCUCAAGGACAGAUUUGCGAAGGCUGGUGAUGCACCCUCUCCGCAACCAAGAAAGGGAAGACUUGCAAGAAUAGAAACUAGAGCAAUGCCAAAAAUGGGAAAUCCAGAACCCAGUUAUUUCCCUAAAAUCCUCAUCAAAGGACCUUAUGGAGCCCCUGCCCAAGAUUACUGGAAGUACGACAUUCUCUUGCUUAUUGGCCUGGGAAUUGGAGCAACUCCCUUCAUCAGCAUCAUAAAGGAUCUAGUGAACAAUGUCAAGCAAAACAAUGUCAGCUCAGGCUCAUCACAUGGCUGUUGCUUGGACAUAACUAGAAGAGGUCCUGAAAGAGCAUAUUUCUAUUGGGUGACAAGGGAACAAGGCUCCUUCGAAUGGUUCAAGGGUGUCAUGGAUGAUAUUGCGGAGCAUGACAGCAAUAAUGUAAUAGAAAUGCACAACUACUUGACUAGUGUUUAUGAAGAAGGGGACGCACGGUCUGCUCUUAUUGCCAUGGUGCAGUCGCUACAACAUUCUAGGAAUGGAGUUGAUAUCGUCUCAGAAAGUCGGAUACGGACGCAUUUUGCAAGACCCAACUGGAGAAAGGUGUUCACUCAUUUGGCAAGUAAACACAACUCUGCUCGAAUAGGUGUUUUCUACUGUGGAAGUUCUACACUAGCAAAACCGCUAAAAGAUCUUUGCCAAGAAUUUAGCUUAGACUCAUCGACCCGUUUCCAUUUCCAUAAGGAAAACUUUUAGGAAUCUAGAGUAGCUAUACUGCAGAACAAAACUUAUGUAUAGCAGAAAAAGGGCUUGAAGGUGUUCAUAUUUUUUUAAAAAAAAUUAUUAACUGUAAUAUAUGAAAUAGGAUAAACACACACACAAACACACACCUUUCAAGUUUGAUUAGGAUUGCCAUAGCUUUCUCUACUUUGAGUUUUGAAAUUAUCUUGUAACUAAGGUUCUGAGUUAUGAGCUUCUAUGAGGUACUACUUCUGACAAAGGCAUCACCAAUAAGCCCCACAAUUAUAUAAUUGGAAUAAGUACAACUGUAUGGUUGGCAGAACUUCCAUGAGAUCAUGCCAAUGGGAUUUAUAGAUGCUGCAGCUUGCAUGCACCUGGCGUUCACCCGCCUUUUGCAAAACGCAGGCAACCUAAACCCUGUUACAAUAAUGUUAAAAUUCAUUCUUCCCUUUGACUAUCAUGACCAAUCUUCCAAAAAAGAAUGAAUUGAAUUCAGCAGAUAAUAAAAAAUGAAGGCUUCAGCCUCUGGUAGCUCUUGGGGAUUCUCUCCCAUGUCAAAUCCUCUUAUUUACAGAGACUAUAAUCAAUCUAUGUGAUUUGUGCGUGUCGCCGGA